Eucalyptus grandis is the source of this 2759-nucleotide messenger RNA. Its product is annotated as squamosa promoter-binding-like protein 6. The record is from RefSeq and is a predicted model, not a curated record. The coding region runs from base 730 to 2358 and encodes 542 amino acids. The transcript has 3 exons. Gene Ontology annotation, cellular component: nucleus. Gene Ontology annotation, molecular function: DNA binding. NCBI's taxonomy places the organism in Eukaryota, Viridiplantae, Streptophyta, Magnoliopsida, Myrtales, Myrtaceae.
GAUUUUCCCAUGAAGCUUGGGGGACAUCAAAUAUCUUUUCCCUGAUAUGCUCUCCUCAGUCUCCCAACCCUAUGUUCCUCUCUCCCCGUCGUUCUCAGUCCUACUGUUCACUCCACAGUGCUAAAGUUCUCAUCUUUUUUCUCUGAUUUCUCUCUCCCUACGCCCCUCCCUUUCUUGCCGCUUUUGAUAGCCUUCCCUCUCUCACCGUCCCUGUAAUUACCUUUCUCGUUCUGUUUUCUUGAACAGCGGCAACCCCCUCUCUUCCUUUUCUCUUUUUUUUUUUUUUUCCUGGAUUUAUCUACCGUUCUUGGACUGGGCAGAUACACUUUCUUUGGUCUGUUUCUUGAUUAGAUACAGCUUCGAGCUUUUUGGGAGCUUCUGUGCUCGAUCUUUCUGACAUGGGAUGCUCUUUUUAUUUCAGUUCGAUGAGUAGUGUUUGUCUUUUCCAGUCCAGUUCUGCUUGAGGCUCAAGUAUUCUUUGGUUAAUUUGUCCGCUUUUGUUGGAGCCACUUUCUGUGCACGGGUAGUCACUUGACUGUUUCGUUACUUGGCAAAGGGAGUUCGAGGGGCUAUUUAGUGCAUGCCAUGGACAGUCUUCCUUGGCGGAGUCUGAUGUGGGUCAGUACGCAUUGAUUUCAACUAAUCUCGAGUCUGUUCUCUCUCCAUCUCUAUCGCUCUCUCAAUCCUUCUCUCUCUCUCUCUCUCUCUCUGACUGUCUCCGGUUCUCUUAUGGAAUCCUGGAGUUUCAAUUCUGGGGGGAAGGGGGUUCAGUCAGAUGGGACAAUGUCAUCAUCUGAUGCUCUUGCAAGGAGCAAAAACGCUUUCUUGGGUUGGGAAUUGAGAACCCCAUCUGGGUUCAGUAAUAACGGCAUGCUUGUCUCUGCCCAACAGGCAAACCAUAGCAUCAGUCCAGGUUUUGGUGAAUUGGGAUUUCAAGACAUGACCAAGCAAGUCCCAAGGGAUCCAAUCCGGGAUGUCUGGUGCCACAAAGCUGGAGGAGGAAGAGACAUCAACUCAAUCAUGACCUCUCCAAUCAGUUUCUUGUCCGAUGAGGAGUCCUCAAAAUUCACAAGCUUUGUGAUGGACUCCACUAGUAGGGACUCAUCACUCUUUGAUUUGAAACUUGGGAGGUUUUCCGAUAACAGGGACACCCCUAAAUCCAGACUCCCGGUGUUGUCGUCGUCCGACUCGUCCACGCCGCUGAAGAGAGCUCGACCCGCCGGGGCAAAUUUCCAGAACGCAUAUUGCCAAGUUUAUGGCUGUAACAAGGACCUUAGCUCCUCCAAAGACUACCACAAGAGGCAUAAAGUCUGUGAAGCUCACUCGAAGACUUCCAAAGUCAUAGUGAACGGCAAAGAACAGAGGUUUUGCCAGCAGUGUAGUAGGUUCCAUUUGCUGGCUGAAUUUGAUGAUGGUAAGCGCAGCUGUCGUAAACGUCUUGCGGGCCACAAUGAACGUCGGAGGAAGCCCCAGAACGGCAUUCACCCUGCAAAGGCUGGAAAACUCUUGCCCCCAUAUUGUGGAAACAGGUUUCAAGGGAAUGUGUUCACGACUGCGUCCUUUAUUUGCCAGGACAUACUUCCUAGUGGCGGCCAUCUGCAUCCUGAGAAGUUUAAAGCCAAUGAUUGGGGCAACCGUGUUAAAGCGGAACAUGGAACUGAUUAUGGUACACUAUCAGUGGUGCAUCCCAGAUCGCCUUUCCCCUCUUACGGCUUUGGAAAACAACUGUCUCCAUUCCUUGAUAAUAGAGGUAAUUCCGCCUCAGUGGGCAUUUUCGGCGAAGCUAGCCGAUUUCAGCAUGAAGGACAAAAUUCUGGUUCACGUUCCUUGUUUCCAGACCCCUUGGGGAGUGAAGACUAUGGCAUUUUCGACACUGAAUCAACGGUUCAAGGAUUGCCGGGAGUUUCAGAAUCUCGUCGUGCUCUCUCUCUUCUGUCAUCUCACUCUCAGAAUUCUUCUAGCCAAACGUCUGGAAUUCCCAUGGAUCAGUCCCUGAUCAUGCACGGCGGCCAGUCGCGAUAUGGCGUGGGCCCAGUGUCUGAAAACCUAAUGGGCUUGAGCUCGCUCGCUCUGGAAAAUGGAGGGUCAAGCAAGUUCCCUUCAUCAGGAAUCCAUUCUGCAGAAGCAAAUCAAGGCCCGAUCCUAAUCUGUGACAACGAAAAUUCCAACUACGCAAUCUCGGGUGGGUUUGGAUCGGGUCUUUUAGAUGCAAAAGACCAUUUUCAUUGCGGAGACAAUGAACCUACAAUCAAUUUGCUUCAGCUGUCUUCACAACUUCAGCGCGUAGAGCAUCAAAGACAAUCAUCCAUGCACGUGAAGCAGGAAAACAAUGCUUUCUCUUGCCUUCAGACUACUUAAAUCUUCCAAAAUGAACCUUAACGAAGUGGCAAGGCAGUACUACAACGUCCUGGUGUUUUUCCUCCCUCCGUUGGGUUCCUCAAAGUCCGUUUAGAAUGCGAAAGGAUGAGGCGAGAUGUAGAUACUAGCUCUGUCUAUGCAAUUCAAGUUUCUUCAAACUGACGGUGCCAUACAACUGUUCUUUGAGUGCCAUUAUCUGGCGGCUAACUCAACCAGUGUGACUCCGCUCGUAUUGAUUUUCAGAUUUCAGUUUCAGGGUCGAAGAUUUUUGGAUGGAACGUGUUCCACUUCCGUGGAUGCAGACGAUUUCAUCCCCCCUGUUUUUCUGUUUCACUCACCAGUGUUGCUUAUUUUAUCUAAUGGAAGUCAGCAUACCAGGCAUCUGUUGUUUUCUUUGUUAA